This is a messenger RNA of Rubroshorea leprosula, 1858 nucleotides long. The record is from the annotation of a GenBank genome assembly. NCBI's taxonomy places the organism in Eukaryota, Viridiplantae, Streptophyta, Magnoliopsida, Malvales, Dipterocarpaceae.
AUCUCAGAACCCCCCACCACCACAAGAGUCAUCUUCGUUACGAAAAAACAAACAUCAACAUGUCUACCGUUAAAACCUUAUCUUCUUGCAAUGCUAUCACCAUUCCGAGCUUCGAUGAGCAACGAUGGGUCAUCAACAUCCGUCGGAGUCUUGAGGAAGAGCUCGAGGACGAUACUCAAGUGCCCGUAUGCAUCUUCAACGUCCCGAAAGCACUCAUAUCAUGUGAUCCCAAUUCCUACAUCCCACAACAGGUAGCCUUUGGCCCUUACCAUUACUGGCGUCUCGAGCUCUGCGAUAUGGAGAGGUACAAGCUCAUGGCAGCCAAAAGAUAUCAGCAACGACUGAAGAACGGCCUCAAGUUUGAAGAUGUUGUCGAACAGUUGGAAAAGCUCGAGGCCUGUAUUCGAGCUUGCUAUCAUAAAUACUUGGAUUUAAACUGUGAAACCCUGGUAUUGAUGAUGGCCAUUGACGCUUCUUUCAUGCUCGAGUUUUUACAGGUGUAUGCCCUUGAAGAAAGGAUGACGCUGCAUAGAGUUCCCUCCAGAGGGAUGUCACAUCUGGUGGAUGGAAGGAAGUCAGCCCACAACGCAAUUCUCAGGGAUAUAGUGAUGCUUGAGAAUCAAAUUCCUCUGUUUGUCCUGCGAAAGAUGCUUGAAUUUGAAAUCUCAUCACUGGAUUUCGCUGAUGAAAUGUUGAAUUCGAUGUUGAAGGGAUUAUGCAGGGAGUUCUGUCCUUUCAAAAGGAUUGAGAGUUUUGCAGACAACCUCGACGUUUCCAACCGUCAUCAUAUUCUUGACCUUCUUUAUCACAUUUUGGUUCCCAAGGUGGAAGGAUCGUCUGAACCAAUUGAGGAUCCUAAAAACUCCACAGAGGAAAACGGAGAGAUCACCAUGGAGCAGCAAUCAAGCUUAUUAAAACAGAUUCUGAAAGCGAUAUGGAAGCUGCUUUUGAAAAUAAAUGCAUUUGCUCCUCUGAGUCUCAUUGAGAAACUCGUAUUUUCCAAGCCUAUGAAAGUCAUAUUCAAAUUACCCUGGACAAUCCUCUCCAAAAUCCCUGGAGUUUCAAUCCUGAUAAAGCCUUGUGUACCUUUUUUGUCCUCAGAAGAAGAAGACGAACAAAAAAUCAAUCCCCAAAACGGAAGUUCCGCCAUACAUAGACCUCCUCUAGUGGAAGAAAUCGCCAUUCCUUCCGUUACUCAGCUCUCAAAAUCCUGUGUCCGUUUCUCCCCCACCAAGGGCAACAUCUGCACCAUCAGUUUUGACGUCAAGACAUGGACUCUAUACCUGCCGAUCAUCACUUUGGAUGUUAACACAGAAGUCGUUUUGAGGAACUUGGUAGCUUAUGAAGCAACAAACGCAAGUGGACCGCUGGUUCUUACGCGUUACACGGAGUUAAUGAACGGAAUCAUUGACAGCGCGGAGGAUGUAAAGUUGCUGAGGGAGAGGGGCAUUAUUUUGAACCGAUUGAAGAAUGAUGCAGAGGCAGCAGAGAUGUGGAACGGGAUGAGCAGGUCCAUCAGAUUGACGAAGGUCCCGUAUUUGGACAAGGUGAUUGAAGAUGUGAAUAAGCAUCAUAACAGCCGGUGGAGUGUUAAGGUCUGCAAAUUCUUUAAGAAGAAGGUGUACAGUUCUUGGCAGAUCCUGACGUUUCUAGCCACAAUUACCUUCAUGCUUUUGCUCAUGUUUCAAUCAUUCUGCUCGGUUUACAGCUGUUCGACCCUAUUACGUAGGUUGUGACGCCCAUGAAUUUAGCUAGGAGAUCUACCAUGUAAUAGGUGAUCUGAUUUUCUCAUAGAGAGUAUUUUAAAUGCUUUCCUUAUUCUAUACCUAAGGGUAUAGAUUAAAAUGUAUUAAUUGUA